This is a messenger RNA of Serinus canaria (Common canary), 3560 nucleotides long. RefSeq names its product mediator complex subunit 24 (gene MED24). NCBI's taxonomy places the organism in Eukaryota, Metazoa, Chordata, Aves, Passeriformes, Fringillidae. The coding region runs from base 317 to 3334 and encodes 1005 amino acids. The record is from RefSeq and is a predicted model, not a curated record. Gene Ontology annotation, molecular function: transcription coregulator activity. Gene Ontology annotation, cellular component: mediator complex. The transcript has 26 exons.
GGUGCCCAGGCUCUGAGGGCGGCACCGGGCCGCGGUGAGGGGCGGCGGGACCCGGCGGGACCCGCAGGCACCGAACCUCGGGGGCACCGGGGGGUUCCGGGGCGGCUCCGAGCUCCUCCAGGCCCGGGGAGCGGGCAGACCCCCAGCUGCGGCCCUCCGAAGCCGCCGGGCCGCUUCCCCGCGCUCGCCGGCCCGUUCUGGGCUCAGCGCUCCGUCCCCCUCGCCUUGAGCUGUGCGUCGGCAGGGUGACCAUGAAGGUGGUGAACCUGAAGCAGGCCAUCCUGCAGGCCUGGAAGGAGCGCUGGAGCGACUAUCAAUGGGCCAUAAACAUGAAGCGGUUCUUCCCCCGCGGAGCCACCUGGGACAUCCUCAACUUGGCAGGAGCCACACAAGCAGGAUGCUGGCCCUGACUCUGAGCAUUGUUUGCACACAGGAGGCUCUCCUGGAGCAGGCCAUGAUCGGGCCAUCCCCAAACCCACUCAUCUUGUCCUACCUGAAAUACGCCAUCAGCUCCCAGAUGGUGUCUUAUUCCACGGUGCUGAUGGCCAUCAGCAAGUUCGAUGACUUCUCCCGGGACUUGUGUGUCCAGUCGCUCUUGGAGAUCAUGGACAUGUUCUGUGACCGCCUCAGCUGCCAUGGCAAGGCCGAGGAGUGCAUCAGCCUGUGCCGGGCACUGCUCAGUGCCCUCACCUGGCUCCUGCGCUGCGCCACCUUCUACGCCGAGAAGGUGAAGGAGCCGCUGGAGCAGGCGGCGGCGGAGAACCAGCUGAAGAUGUGCCUGGAGAGGCUGGAGAAAAUGCUCAGCAGCACCAAGAACCGUGCCCUGAUCCACAUUGCCAAGCUGGAGGAGACGUCCUCCUGGACCACCGUGGAGCAGUCCCUGCUCAAGCUGGGAGAGAACCUGAACAACCUUGGCAGCUCCCCGCUGCGGAGCCAGGCUGAUGACUGCGUGUCCCUCAUCAAGAGCAUCCCCACCAUGCUCUCAGUCCACUCAGAGCAGUUGAACAAGACAGGCUUCCCCACUGUGCACGCUGUGGUGCUGCUGGAGGGCACCAUGAACCUCACAGGAGAGACCCAGCCACUGGUGGAGCAGCUGAUGAUGGUGAAGAGGAUGCAGCGCAUCCCCUCCCCUCUCUUCGUGCUGGAGAUCUGGAAGGCCUGUUUUGUGGGCCUCAUCGAGUGUCCUGAGGGCACAGAGGAGCUCAAGUGGACAGCCUUCACCUUCCUGAAGAUGCCCCAAGUGCUGGUUAAACUCAAGAAGUAUCCCCAAGGGGACAAGGAUUUCACUGAGGAUGUGAACUGUGCCUUUGAGUUUCUGCUGAAGCUGACCCCUCUGCUCGACAAAGCCGACCAGCGCUGCAACUGCAACUGCAUGAGCCUGCUCCUGCAGGAGUGCAGCAAGCAGGGGCUGCUCUCCGAGGCCAACAUGAACAACCUCAUCGACAAACGGGCUGCAGACAAGGAAAACUCUCCAUCCCUGAAAUCGGCCGAGAAUGCCAACAUCCAGCCAAACCCUGGGCUCAUCCUGAGGGCUGAGCCCACUGUCACCAACAUCCUGAAGACCAUGGAUGCAGAUCACUCCAAGUCUCCUGAGGGCCUGCUGGGGGUCCUGGGUCACAUGCUGUCUGGGAAGAGCCUGGACUUGCUGCUGGCAGCAGCAGCAGCCACUGGGAAGCUGAAAUCCUUUGCUCGGAAGUUUGUCAAGCUGAAUGAAUUCACCAAGCAAAUCACCGGGGAAAUCUCCAAGAGUGGCCCAGUCCGGGCUCUGCUCUUUGACAUCUCCUUCCUCAUGCUGUGCCAUGUGGCCCAGACCUAUGGCUCAGAGGUGAUUCUGUCGGAUUCCAACCCUCCAGGCGAGGUGCCCUUCUUCGAGACCUGGAUGCUGACCUGCAUGCCCGAGGAGGGGAAGAUCCUCAACCCCGACCACCCCUGCUUCCGCCCGGAUUCCACCAAGGUGGAGUCCCUGGUUGCCCUCCUCAACAACUCUUCUGAGAUGAAGCUGGUGCAGAUGAAGUGGCACGAGGUGUGUCUGAGCAUUUCAGCUGCCAUACUGGAGAUCCUCAAUGCCUGGGAGAAUGGAGUCCUCACCUUUGAGUCGAUCCAGAAAAUCACAGAAAACAUCAAGGGGAAGGUGUGCAGCAUGGCAGUGUGUGCAGUGGCCUGGCUGGUGGCCCACGUCCGCAUGCUGGGCCUGGAUGAGCGGGAGAAGUCUCUGCAGAUGAUCCGGCAGCUCGCCACCCCCCUGUACGGGGAGAACACGCUGCAGUUCUACAAUGAGCGCGUGGUGAUCAUGAGCUCCAUCCUGGAGCACAUGUGUGCAGACGUCCUGCAGCAAACGGCCACGCAGAUCAAAUUCCCCUCCACUGGCAUGGACACCAUUCCCUACUGGAAUCUUCUGCCCCCCAAGAAGCCCAUCAAGGAGGUGCUGACCAGUGUGUUCACCAAGGUGCUGGAGAAGGGCUGGGUUGACAGCCGCUCCAUCCACAUCUUUGACACCCUGCUGCACAUGGGGGGCGUGUACUGGUUCUGCAACAACCUGGUCAAGGAGCUGCUGAAGGAGACACGGAAGGAGCACACACUGAGGGCUGUGGAGCUGCUCUAUGCCAUCUUCUGCCUGGACAUGCACCAGCUGACACUGACACUGCUGGGCCACAUCCUGCCCAACCUGCUGACAGACUCCUCCAAGUGGCACACCCUCAUGGACCCCCCUGGGAAGGCUCUGGCCAAGCUCUCAGUUUGGUGUGCCCUGAGCUCCUACUCCUCCCACAGCAAGGUCCAGGCCUCGGCCCGGCAGAAGAAGAGGCACCGGGAGGACAUCGAGGUGUGUCUGGAUGGAGCAGGGGCUGGCUGGGGGUUCUCUCUGUGCCCAAAGGAGCAAUGGCUGGGCAAGGAUUACAUCAGCCUGUUCCCACUGGAUGACACACAGCCCUCCAAGCUCAUGAGGCUGCUGAGCUCCAACGAGGAGGAUUCCAACAUCCUCUCCAGCCCCAAUCGUUCCAUGAGCAGCUCACUCUCUGCCUCCCAGCUCCACACUGUCAGCAUGAGGGACCCUCUGAACCGGGUGCUGGCAAACCUCUUUCUGCUCAUCUCUUCCAUCCUGGGGGCCAAGACAGCUGGCACCCACACCCAGUUUGUCCAGUGGUUCAUGGAGGAGUGUGUGGAGUGCCUGGAGCAGGGCAGCCGUGGGAGCAUCCUCCAGUUCAUGCCCUUCACCAUGGUUUCAGAGCUGGUGAAGGUGUCCACCAUGUCCAGUCCCAAAAUUGUCCUGGCCAUCACAGACCUCAGCCUGCCCCUGGGUCGCCGUGUCGCCGCCAAGGCCAUCGCUGCCCUGUGAGCAGGGCUGCUCCAGCCAGGGGGAUCCCUGCUCAGGGGGAAUCCCUGAGGAGCCCAGGGAUCUCCCUGGUGCUCUGCAUGCCUGGGAUGGCCCCUGUCCCUGCAGCUGCUGGGGGGCUGCUCCCUCAGCACACAGAGCCAUCUCCUUGCUCUGCCUCAUGGCACUUUUGAGACUGAGACACCCCCGAAUUUUUUUUAUUCUAUAAACCAAUCCUUUUGUACAAUCA